GGGGAUGCUGAGUCACAGAUCUGUCACCACUUCGCACCUCUUUGCAACCCCGGGGGCUAAAGCAAAAGCGAAAGCGAAUGCUCCUGGCUGCCGGCUGGUCCUGGAGCUGAGCUCGCUACCUCCCAGAGACCCCAGCCUUGCGUCCCGGUGGGGCACUGCGAGGGACGUUCGGCCAUGACUUCGCGGCAGCUCUCGGGCUGUGGAGUCCACGCCCUCCAGGUGUUGCUGCUACUGCUGCUGCUGCUGCUCCCGCUGCGGGUGACACCGGGUACCACAUGUCCAACCCCCAUAUCUGUUGAGCAUGCAGACAUCCGGGUCAAGAACUACAGUGUGAACUCCAGGGAGAGGUAUGUCUGCAAUUCUGGUUUCAAACGGAAAGCCGGCACAUCCACGCUGACCGAGUGUGUGAUUAACAAGAACACAAACACUGCCCACUGGACAACUCCUAACCUCAAGUGCAUCAGAGACCCCUCCCUGGCUCACCAGAGUCCAGUGCUACCUUCCACAGUAGUGACGCCAAAGGUGACCCCACAGCCAGAGAGCCCCUCCCCUCCCGAAAAAGAGCCCGAAGCUGUAUCUCCCAAAUCAGAUACCACAUUGACCACCCAGACAGCUAUUGUGCCAGGCUCCGGGCUGACACCAUCCCAACCAGCUUCUGCAGGAACUACAGGGACAGGCAGUCAUGAGUCCUCCCGAGCCCCAUCUCUUGCAACAACAACGACCUUGGAGCCUACUGCUUCCCCUUCCCUCGGGAUACCAGAGAUUUCUCCAAACACCUCCAAAGUGACCAAAGGGUUUCUCCAUGUCACAGCCCUGGCUGUCCUGGAACUCACAGAGAUCCACCAGCCUCUGCCUCCCAAGUGCAGGGAUGAAAGGUGUGUGCCAACACUGCCCGGCUCUAUUUUCUAUUCAUAAGUUUUCCUGCUGGAGAAUGACUCACUGGCUUUUGAUCCUGUUUACCUGCACUAAGUGACAUCAGGGAAUCAGAUGUCGCUUUAGAUAUAUUAGCAGUUUAUUGGUUACAGUGGUUUUGUAAAUGAUCAAAUGAAAACAGGCCUGGUGGUAAAGGUCUGUAUUUUCAGCUACUUGGAAAGCUGAGGCAGGAGGAUUGCAGGAUCAAGGUCAGCCUGGACAACUCAGUGAAAUCCUAUAGCAAAAUUAAAUGUAUAAAGAGGACUGGGGAUAUAACAGUGCAUUGGUAGAGUUCUUGCUCAAUCCCCAGCUCUGCAAAAAGGAAAAAAGGAGAUAGAAAGAGAGUAGAUAGAUAGGCAGAUGGAUAGAUGGGUGGAUAGAUAGAUAGAUGAUAGAUAGACAGACAGACAGACAGACGACAGAUAGAUAGAUAGAUGAAAACAAUACAUUUAGGAAGGUUCUUUGAAGAAUAAUUUCUUGAAAAACUCACUUAAUGACAAGGGCAUAUAAACAAAAACAUACUCAUGAUCUAAGAGAACAACAUAUAAGAAUUAGGCAAGCUGUUUUUUCUCUAUGACACAUAGCACAUUAAUCUUUCCUCAUAGUUUUUAAUGUUUUGUUUCUCAAAUACUUAAUGAUUUGCACAUGGCCUGAAAAUCAAAAAUUAAAUAGCAUAGAGGCAUAUGUCCAGAAGGCUAAGGCAGGAGGAUUACUUUGAGUUUAAGAUCUGCCUGGGUUACAUAGUGAGUAUCAAGGCCAUUGUGUUACAUAGCAACACCACACCUCAAGAAAUUUAAAAAAAAAUCAAAAGUCAGCAUGGAAUGAACAGAAUGAAAGUUUGCCUCUGACUUGCGCUUCUGGAGACAGAGAGCAAGUGUCUUUGCCUCCUUCUGGUUGGCUGUGGAAACACAAGCGCAUGCAGAGAAAGUCUCAGAAUAGCUAUUUUGUGUCUCUUCACUGACCUGCUGGCCUGAUUUCCUUUCUGUUGCUGUGAUAAAACACUAGAAUCAAAACACCUUGGGGAGGAAAGGGCUUAUUGACUUAGACAUCCAGGUCACAGUCCAUCCCUGAGGGAAGUCUGGCGGAAACUCCAGCAGGAGCUUGAAGCAGAAGCCAAGGAGGAGUGCUGCGUGCUCAGUCACUCUUUGGCUCUGCUCAGCCAGCUUUCUGAUAUAGCCAGGACGACCUGGCCAGGGGAUGGGGCUUUCCAAGCGGGCUGGACACGCUAAAUCAGUUAACGAUCAAAGAGAUCCCCCAGACACGCAAACCGGCCAACCUGAUCUAGAGAAUUUCUCAAUUGCGACUUCUCCUCUCAGAUGACUCUAGGCUGGAUCAAGUUGACAAUGAGCGUUCCCCAGGGCACUGACAUAUCUUAGCAAUCCUCCAUAUCCACACAUGAAAGCCACCUUACUCUCUUUAAUGGCUACAGCAUAUUCUACCCCCAUAUAGACCUAAGCACAAUUUACUUAGCCAAUCUCAGCUUUGGACAUACUAUUAUUUACUGUCUUAAGUUAUAUUACCAACAGUGACUACUUGGAAACUCUGGUGCAAUCCUACUUAGUGGGUGACAAUCUAUUUGUAAAAUUUUCUAUAUAGGGCCUCAGACAAUUUAGGAUCUAAUACUUACUUUUCCAGUGCAUGGCUUUUGUGACAAAGAUAAUUCUGUGCAAGGGAUUGUGGGAAGCAUAAAGGAUUUUAAAUUUCAAAAAUUGCUUUAUGUAUAAAUAAGGUGUUCUUCCUUGAAUAUAGACAUGAAGAUACCUAAUUAUGACAGAAGUCAAAUUGUUAGCAAAAGAAAUGAAAAGGCGACAUUGGAAGUUUUUAUUGUCUGUUAAUAAAGUGUAAAUUGAAAUUAUAACCGGUCUAGUUUUGUAAAAGUGUUUGUGACAGUGUCGUUCGAAGUUUGCCACUUACGU
Alexandromys fortis (reed vole) is the source of this 2828-nucleotide messenger RNA. It is a transcript of the gene Il15ra, whose product is annotated as interleukin 15 receptor subunit alpha. Gene Ontology annotation, molecular function: interleukin-15 receptor activity. Gene Ontology annotation, biological process: interleukin-15-mediated signaling pathway. NCBI's taxonomy places the organism in Eukaryota, Metazoa, Chordata, Mammalia, Rodentia, Cricetidae. The record is from RefSeq and is a predicted model, not a curated record. The transcript is spliced from 6 exons. Bases 175 to 915 code for a protein of 246 amino acids.